Molecule: messenger RNA, 1341 nt
Organism: Microsporum canis CBS 113480
Lineage: Eukaryota; Fungi; Ascomycota; Eurotiomycetes; Onygenales; Arthrodermataceae
Exons: 2
Coding region: 1-1341 (446 amino acids)
Source: RefSeq, a predicted model, not a curated record
AUGUCGGUUGGUCGAAAGGUAUUCCACUGUGUUGUUGAUGACACAUCUCUUACCACCAACCUCGGAGAAAUCAAGAAGUGGACUUCGCAGGAUGCUAUUGCUCUCAUCGUGCCGUUAUACACCCUCGAGCGCCUCCAUGUUUUGAAAAAGGGUGGCUCCCAGAGUGGUAUUAACGCGCGCGAGGCCGUCCGUUUUCUUGAUCGUGUCACGUCUGGAAAGCAUAACAUCUCGGCUGACAAAGUGACACUCCAAGGCCCUAUGGAACAGUUUGCAACAUGGGGAGAUGCUGAGAAAUAUAUUCUUCCUGAAUUCAAGGAGGAGGCCCCAACUACUCCAGUUCAUGAUGCCGUUGAUUCCGUCACGAAGGAAGAGAAGCCCCCAGCGGGAGACAUCCAACCCGAAGCUGCUAGCCCUCAUGAUCUGAACGACAUGUCACAAAUGCUUUUGAGCAAAUUGAACUUCAAGAAGGAGAAACAACCCAGCUCUGCCUCUGCUGCCUCUGCGGGAACUUCCAGCGCUCCAGCAUCACCUACCUCUGGUGGUUCCCGUGCGAGCCCCGAAUGCUCGUCCCGUCAACUGGAAGACAAUGGGGACUCGGGUGAAGCAGUCACUGGCAGUGAUGAAGACACUGAUAACAGCGUAAAAUACGUUGCUCCGGCUGUUCCUCACGUCUUGAAGCCGCUAUUGAACGCUGUGUUAUGGCGGUUGCAUGCCCUCCCUACCAUAGCUACCCAACAGUCUAGCUGCAUCCUUGUUACAAAUGACAGAGAGACCCAGGCCUGGGCCCAGAAAUUCGGUAUCAUUGUGAAGAAUGUUGCUCAGCUUCGUACGUCCAUCAUCUACGAGGAUAAAGAGUUCAAAAAUCACUGCAAAUACCUGGAAAAGAACCAGAGCCAGAGCCUGAGUCAAGUUCAGGCUGAGCCAAAGCCAUUGCUCUCCUACGAGGAUGAAAGUGACGAAGAUGUCUUGGUUUUCGUGCCACGAAAGCAAGGCAAAGCUGGACAGCAGACGCCAGCACGAACUCCUACCAAAAAUACGCCGGGUCGUGGCAACAGAAUGGCUAACGGCAAUGCAAACGGCAGCGGAAGACCAAGAGCCCCUUCAAUCGCUGCUGAAGCUCCGCUUGAAGUUCCUUCAACCCCAAUCGACCCUGACUCUUUUAGCCGCAGUAUCGGAAUGACCAAACAAAACGUCUGCCUGAAUGCCAAUCCCUCUCCAACACCAGCCAACCGCGGCUUAUCUAACCCAAACUCUCGACAAAAUGGGAAUCGCCGUGGCGGACAGCGUGGGGGAGCAUUCAGGGGAGCCGCCCGAGGGCGUGGAAAACUCUGGGUUCCGUGA